Echinostoma caproni is the source of this 207-nucleotide messenger RNA. The record is from the annotation of a GenBank genome assembly. Lineage: Eukaryota; Metazoa; Platyhelminthes; Trematoda; Plagiorchiida; Echinostomatidae.
AUGGAAUCACCGAUCUCCGGCCUAUUAGCUGAUACGAAAAUGAAACAUUUUGCAGCCCAGGUAUUUGAAGAAUACCGUCGUCGUCUCUGGAUCCGGUAUGUGGACGAUACCUAUGUGGUGCUACCAGCAGCAAAAAUUGAACAAUCUCAUGAUGACCCAAACAAGGUUAUAUCACGAAUGGCAUUUACUCACGAAGAGGAAAACUAG